AUGCUGCAGCUCGGCCUCUCCAAGGUGGAGAAGAAAGUACACAUGGCUGGGAUCAUUAGGCAUCACAAGCUCCUCGAAAUGGUUGCUGAGCAAGGAGUGGAAUUUCAUUCAACUGUACUCAACCUUUGUCGUGCCUAUUCUGAAUUUAGGCCAGUGCAUGGAGAUGGAGAGUGUUUCUACAGGAGCUUCAUAUUUUCCUUGUGCAGACAGGUAUUCUAUUCCAAAGGAUUGAUAAUAUUUGGUGUAAGGGAUUCUAUGCAAACAUUGACCACUCGUAUGGAUAGCUUGGUAGCCUCACAACCAUCUGCAAGCACUCAAGGGAGACUUCCAGCUCAACCUGAAGUUCACCCCAAGCCAAAUUCAAAACUCAUGCUUGGAGACCGAACCAAACCGAUGACACAGGGAGUAGUGGCGAGAGGUGGCGGUACACAACAGCCGAGAGGUCGUGGAGGUCCCAUCUCUCGCCGGGACGUGAGAUUUGGAGGCAGGAGGAGGCGCAGUGAGUCACAUUCGGGCACAUCACAACGAAUUUGGGGACCAAUCGACAGACUAGAUCAGACAGAUGACACUACCGUGGCCCAGAAGGCGAUAAGUGUAUCUUCAAUAUUUCGGGUGCUUUGCUUACGUCUUGAUUGA
Miscanthus lutarioriparius is the source of this 636-nucleotide messenger RNA. The record is from the annotation of a GenBank genome assembly. NCBI's taxonomy places the organism in Eukaryota, Viridiplantae, Streptophyta, Magnoliopsida, Poales, Poaceae.